ACAGCUCUGAUCAUUCGCGAUCGGUUCUUAUUUAGACGUUAGCCAACACUAGACCGUUGCGUUCGCGUAGUUCGUCACGAAAUUUGUAUUAUUGGAUUGUUUCUUUAUUUGCAUUUUGCACCUGCAUUCAAUAAUAGUAAUCAAAUAUGUUUUGCCAGCAGAUGGUGCGCGAAGCUGCCAACGGGGCAAACGACAUGCACUAGCGGUGAAUGAUAGAGAAACAGAAUAAUUUCGGCCCCCCACCCGUCUGUGUGUCAAAAUUUGUUUAUUUGUGACGCCGCCGCGGCGUUCGUGUGUGUGUGUGUGUGUGUGUGCGUGUCAACAUUUGUGGCAAAUUCGAAUUAAAUUCAAACCGAAUCGCUGAAAGAAAGCGGAGCAACAAGUGGGUCUGCAACGGACACCCCUUACCCCCUCUUAAAAACACCUUUCUCCAUUUCCCUUCCCUCUCACUCUCACACGCUCUCUGUCGCAGAGAGAGAGCGCGCGCCUGCGCCUUGUUCUCGUUGUUGUUUUUGUUGGUGUUGCUAGUGCUUACGUGUCCGCAAAUCCGUAAAAAAUCCGCAAAAUGUAUGGCUAUUUGCUGACUUUAGGAGCUCUAGUAGUUCUGGCCAAUGCAUCGCUCUCUUCCGCCGGGGAUUACACCGAAAAUGCCGAAGUUCAGGUGGUUCAGGAGACGGAGGACUUCCUGGACAAUCCCCGCUACUUGAACAACCAGGAGAUUGGCGAACUCUUCGAUAAGAUAGCCAAGGAUUAUCCGGAAAUCGCUCAGACCUACAGCAUAGGGACAUCCCUCAAAGGUCGUCCUCUCAACGUCCUGGCUUUGAGCUCUCGCAUUCCGGAGGACAGCGUCAAUGGGGAUCUGCUCCGUCCGAUGGUCAAGUUGGUGGCCAACAUCCAGGGCGACGAGGCUGUGGGCCGACAGAUCGUUCUCUACUUGGCCCAGUACCUGGCCGCCCACUACGACACCGACAAGGAGGUCCAGCGGCUGCUCAACACCACGGAUAUUCAUUUCCUGCCCACCUGUAAUCCGGAUGGCUUCGCCAAAGCCAAGGAGGGCAGCUGCGAAUCUCUGCCGAAUUAUGUCGGUCGUGGUAAUGCCAAUGGCGUGGAUUUGAAUCGCGACUUCCCGGAUCGUCUCGAACAGGCCUAUGUCCAGCACUAUCGGGCCCAGUCCCGCCAACCGGAAACUGCCGCCCUGGCCAAUUGGAUUCUCAGCAAGCCCUUCGUCCUCUCAGCCAAUUUCCAUGGAGGAGCAGUCGUGGCCAGUUAUCCUUAUGAUAAUUCUGUAUCCCACAACGAGUGCUGUGUGGAGAGCCUUACUCCGGACGACAAGGUGUUCAAGCAACUGGCCCUCACCUACUCCGACAAUCAUCCGAUCAUGCGACGCGGCAAGAGCUGCAACGACAGCUUCUCGAGGGGCAUCACCAAUGGCGCCAACUGGUACGAGCUAUCCGGCGGCAUGCAGGACUUCAACUACGCCUUCAGCAACUGCUUCGAACUGACCAUCGAGCUCUCGUGCUGCAAGUUCCCGGCGGCCAGUACUUUGCCCCAGGAGUGGCGCACCAACAAGGCAUCGCUGCUGCAGCUGCUCCGGCAGUCGCACAUCGGCAUCAAGGGUCUGGUGUUGGACGUUAGUGGCCUGCCUAUUGCCGGGGCCGAGGUCUAUGUGGCCGGGCUGGAGGAUAAGCCGAUAAGGACCACCAAGCGGGGAGAGUACUGGCGCCUCCUGACACCUGGCUUCUACAAGGUUCAUGCCGCUGCUUUUGGUUACCAGAUUAGUGCCGCCCAGGAGAUACGAGUCACCAACGAGAACCAGGAGGCACUGCGCCUGGACUUCAAGCUGGCGCCCGUCGAGGCGAACUUUGAUGGCAACUUCCGGAAGGUGAAGGUGGAGCGCUCAGAGCCACCGGAGAAGCGCAAGGAGCAGUUCCAUGGAUUCCUCACCAAAACAGCCUUCGAACACCACAACUUCACGGCCAUGGAGAGCUUCCUGAAGGACAUCGCCGCCAGCUAUCCGACACUCACCCGUCUCUACAGCAUCGGCAAGAGUGUCCAGAAUCGGGAUCUGUGGGUCAUGGAGAUCUUCGCCACGCCAGGAGGCCAUGUCCCCGGAAUUCCGGAGUUCAAGUACGUGGCGAAUAUGCACGGCAACGAGGUGGUCGGCAAGGAGAUGCUUCUCCUGCUUACCAAGUACCUCGUGGAGCGCUACGGCAACGAUGAUCGGAUCACCCGGAUGGUGAACAGCACCAGGAUGCACUUCCUCUACAGCAUGAAUCCGGACGGCUAUGAAAUCUCCAAGGAGGGCGAUCGCACCAGCGGUAUAGGUCGCUCCAAUGCCAAUGGCGUCGACUUAAAUCGCAAUUUUCCGGAUCAAUAUGGCACGGAUCGAUUCAACAAGGUGACAGAGCCCGAGGUGAAGGCCGUCAUGAACUGGACCCUGUCGCUGCCGUUCGUCCUCUCCGCCAAUCUCCAUGGGGGCUCCCUGGUGGCCAACUAUCCGUAUGACGAUAACGAGAACGAUUUCAACGAUCCCUUCAUGCGGCUCCGAAACUCCAGCAUCAACGGCCGCAAAGCCAAUCCCACGGAGGACAAUGCCCUGUUCCGGCACCUGGCCACCAUCUAUGCCAAGGCCCAUCCGACCAUGUCACUGGGCCAGCCGUGUGAGCUCUUCAAGAACGAGUUCUUCGCCGAGGGCAUCACGAACGGAGCUCAGUGGUACAGUGUCACCGGCGGAAUGCAGGACUGGAACUACGUUCGGGCCGGAUGCAUGGAACUGACCAUCGAAAUGGGCUGCGACAAGUUCCCGAUGGCCAGUGAGCUGCCCAAGUACUGGUCCGAUAAUCGAGAGCCCAUGCUGCAGUUCAUCGAACAGGUCCAUCACGGUAUCCGGGGCUUCGUCCACAGCUCCAUUGGCACGCCGAUAGCCGGCGCUGUGGUCCGGCUGGACGGUGGCAAUCACUCGACGUACAGCCACACCUUCGGCGACUACUGGAAACUGGCUCUGCCGGGCCAGCACAACAUCACUGUCCUGGGCGACAACUACGCGCCGAUCCGGGUGGAGGUGGAGGUGCCGCAGGAGGAGCCUUUCGAGAUGCGUCUGGACGUAACCCUCAUGGCUGACGAUCCCCAGCACUGGGCCUCGGCCAAUGACUUCCGUAUCAUCGAGAACGUGGUCAACACGCGCUACCACACCAAUCCGGAGCUCCGCGCCCGCCUGGCGGAGCUGGAGAACCAAAAUGGCCAGAUAGCGAGCUUCGGUUACGCGGACAACGAGUUCAGUCGGUUCUUCAACUACCUCAAGAUAACUUCCGAUAUCGGGGAACCUGAGGAACAGAAGUACAAGCUGCUGGUGGUGAGCUCACUCUUCGAUACCUUGGCACCCCUGGGCAGGGAGGUGCUACUUAACCUGGUCCGCCACCUGCUCGAGGGCUACAAGGUGCAGGAUCACUCCGUGGUGCAGCUCCUGAAGCGCAGUGUCAUCUACUUCUUGCCGCAAACCCAAAAGUUCCCGGCUGUCUUCGACAUGUACAACUACAACUCCUCCAUUUGUGAUCCUGUGAUAGGAGACGAGCUGGCCGAACGCAUCCUGAGUCCCGAGACCGAGCAGAGCAAGGACAUGUUCCUGCAGUUUCUGCGCACCGAACGCUUCGAUCUGAUGCUCACCUUCGGAGCUGGUAGCUCGGAACUGGUUUACCCCAAAGGUGACUCCAUAUUGGAGAAGUUCGCCCAUGGAAUGCAGAAGACGGAGUUCAGCUACUCGCCCCUGCACUGUGCCCCCUCCGCCACGAGGCAGCAGCACCGGGAUACCACGGAGCGACUGACUAACUUCAUGUACCGGAUGUACAACCUGCCGGUCUACACCCUGGGCAUAUCCUGCUGCCGGAUGCCGGCCCACAAACAAAUCGCCUCCGUCUGGCGCAAGAAUAUCGACAAAAUCAAGAACUUUAUGGCUCUGGUCCGAACGGGAGUCAGUGGUCUGGUCCAGAACGACAAGGGACAGCCGCUGCGAGAGGCCUCCGUCCGGCUGCUGGAGCAUCAGCGGUUCUACAACGUCACCCGGAACGAGGCCCGCUUCCAGCUGAUGCUGCCGCACGGAAUCUACGGCGUAGAGGUCUCCGCCCCCAACUAUGAGUCUCAAAUGCUGAAAGUGGACAUACAAGAUGGCCAGAUCACUGACCUGGGCACCAUCCACCUACAUACCUUCAAUGUGAUCCGCGGGGAGGUACUGGAGCUGCCGAACAAGUCCACUACUGGGACGACCAGUGUCGAGGGUGUGGUCCUGGACGAGAGCAAUCAUCCGGUGCGCAAUGCCAAGGUGUCGGUGGUGGGACAGGCCCAGUUGCGCAACUUCACCAACCGCAUGGGCGAGUACCGGCUGACGGCAGUGCCCCUGGGCACCAUUACCCUCAAGGUGGAGGCACCCCGUCACCUGGAGGCCACUCGGCAGAUGCAUUUGUACGCCGGCAGUUCGACUGCCGAGCACGUGGUGUUCCAUCUGAAGGUUAACGAGCACAUCUUUGGGCUGCCCCGCUUCCUGUUCAUCCUGAUCGCCAGCAUCCUGAUCAUCAUCGGUGUGGUGGUGUGCGUGCUGUGUGCCCAGUUCUGGUUCUAUCGUCGCCAUCGUGGCAACAAGCCGUACUACAACUUCUCGCUGUUGCCGCAGAAGGGUCGGGAGCAGUUCGAUCUGGACGAUGAGGCGGGCGAUGAUGGGGAAACGGAGCUCUUCCGGUCGCCAAUUAAGCGUGGCAUGACCAUUCAGCCGUACUUCGAUGAGGAGCAACUGGAGCGGAUCUUGCAUACGGACGACGAGGAGGACGAGGACGGGCCGAGAAUGGAGCCGGAACUGGAGGAUGAUGUGGUCGAUGAUGAGAGUGGUGAUGAGAUCGUGAUGUUGCACAAUCAUGGCAACAGGCGUCGUCACUAGAGGAUCCUGCUCCCAAAAAACCACUGCAACACAACAUAACUGUGAUUCGAAACGUUUUCAAGAGAAGCAACCAGCGUCCUGCUCUUCUACAAUUUUUUUUUAUUUUUUUUAACUCCUUAUAUAAUUUUUGUUUUAAUUUAAAUGCAUUUGUAACUUAAUUCGACUUAGAACCGGCGCUUAAUGUUAGUAGAAUUAUUGGAAA
This is a messenger RNA of Drosophila ananassae, 5126 nucleotides long. It is a transcript of the gene svr, whose product is annotated as carboxypeptidase D. The transcript has 9 exons. Gene Ontology annotation, molecular function: zinc ion binding; metallocarboxypeptidase activity. The coding region runs from base 566 to 4924 and encodes 1452 amino acids. The record is from RefSeq and is a predicted model, not a curated record. NCBI's taxonomy places the organism in Eukaryota, Metazoa, Arthropoda, Insecta, Diptera, Drosophilidae. Gene Ontology annotation, biological process: proteolysis.